AUGGCUGUGAAUACUAUGCCUCAGGAUUAUCCAGAUCGAGCUCGGUGUCUCAGUAACCUUGGGAAUUUGCUCGGCAGGCGAUUUGAGUGCACAGGGUCAACAGACGACCUCAAUCGAGCCGUCGAAACUACCGACAUGGCUGUGGGCGCUACGCCUCAGGAUCAUCCGGAUCGAGCUGUGCGUCUUAGUAACCUUGGGGCCUGGCUUGGCAUACGAUUUGAGCGCACAGGGUCAACAGACGACCUCAAUCGAGCCGUCGAAACUGCCAACAUGGCCGUGAGUGCUACGCCUCAGAACCAUCCUGAUCGAGCUGCAUGUCUUAAUAACCUUGGGAUAUGGCUUGGCAUACGAUUUGAGCGCACAGGGUCGAUGGACGAUCUUGAUCGAGCCGUCGAA
Messenger RNA from Bipolaris oryzae ATCC 44560, 396 nucleotides. RefSeq lists its product as uncharacterized. Gene Ontology annotation, molecular function: protein binding. The record is from RefSeq and is a predicted model, not a curated record. The annotation marks the transcript as partial. The transcript has a single exon. Lineage: Eukaryota; Fungi; Ascomycota; Dothideomycetes; Pleosporales; Pleosporaceae.